This is a messenger RNA of Rhopalosiphum maidis (corn leaf aphid), 2388 nucleotides long. RefSeq names its product osmotic avoidance abnormal protein 3 (gene Kif3C). The coding region runs from base 99 to 2360 and encodes 753 amino acids. The record is from RefSeq and is a predicted model, not a curated record. Lineage: Eukaryota; Metazoa; Arthropoda; Insecta; Hemiptera; Aphididae. Gene Ontology annotation, biological process: microtubule-based movement. The transcript is spliced from 13 exons. Gene Ontology annotation, molecular function: microtubule motor activity; ATP binding; microtubule binding.
GCCUUUGUCCGGAACAGUGAUCGAUUUGAAGUCGUCAAUAAUCGGAAAUUAGGAUCCGUCAAUAAAUUUACCUAAAUAUUGUCGUUCAAUGUGCAGCGAUGACUUCGGAAAAUGUAAAAGUCAUUGCGAGAUGUCGGCCGAUGAACGCGAGGGAACGGGCAUUAAACAGUAAGAACGUGGUGUUUAUAGACUCGGAAAAAUGCACUUGUUCGAUCGUCAAUCCCACGGAUGGUUCGGCGCCGCCGAAAACGUUUACGUUCGACGGCGUGUACGGGCCCGAUUCAAACACGGAGCAGAUAUACAACGACAUCGCUUAUCCUUUUGUGGAAGGUAUAUUAGAGGGUUACAACUGCACGGUGUUUGCGUACGGGCAGACUGGAUGUGGUAAGAGUUUCUCGAUGCAGGGUGUAGACUCACCGCCGCAUCAACGCGGUAUCAUACCCAGAGCCUUCGAACACGUCUUCGAGGCAAUAUCUGUCACGGACGACGUUAAGUUCUUGGUGCUCGCCUCGUAUAUUGAGAUCUAUAACGAGGAAGUGAGAGACCUGUUGAGUACGGACACCAAACGGAGACUUGAAUUGAAGGAGAAUCCAGAGAGGGGAGUCUACGUACACGAGUUGUCACAUCAUGCCGUGCAUGACGUGAUCGAAUGUCAAAAGCUCAUGGAACAGGGUUGGAGGAAUAGAGCUACCGGGGCCACAAUGAUGAACGCCGACUCUUCCAGGAGCCAUUCGAUUUUCACCAUAUCCGUAGAAAUGAUGUCAACGUCGCAAGAUGUCGAUGAAAUUAAGUCGAUAAAACGAGGUAAGCUGAGUCUGGUGGACUUGGCGGGCAGCGAACGUCAGGCGAAAACCGGAGCCUCGGGUGAUAGGCUUAGAGAAGCCACAAAAAUUAAUCUUUCUUUGUCGGCCUUGGGCAACGUGAUAUCAGCCCUGGUUGACGGAAAAGCAAAACACAUACCGUACAGAGAUUCAAAACUCACCCGAUUGCUACAAGAUUCUCUUGGUGGAAAUACUAAAACGCUGAUGGUCGCUUGUCUUUCGCCUGCAGACAAUAACUAUGACGAGACCUUGUCGACAUUGAGGUAUGCUAAUCGCGCCAAGAACAUAUACAACGAACCACAUGUAAACGAAGAUCCCAAAGACACGAUGCUGCGCCAGUAUCAAGAACAGAUAAAGAAACUAAAAGAACUGUUGGAAGCUUCCACUGCUCAGUUUCCCUCGAGUAACGGCCAGAACGAUAUUUCCGAAAAAGAAAAAUUGCGACUGGAGUAUCAAGAUGAAAUGAUCAAACUAAGGGAAAAAUAUCAAGAAGAAUACAAUUCUAAGUGUCAGAUGCAAGCAGAUUUGAAAACGUUAAAAGAGAAGUACGACAAAAACUUGGCAAAAAUCUCGAACCAAAACGAAAAUAAUUGUAGGACUUCAUCCCCGCAGCAGAUAGUGGAAAAAGCAUUGAAGAACAAUCGAGUAGAAUUAAACUCAUCACAACAGGAAAUAUUGAAAAGGUUGAAGAAAUUGCAAGAGAGUAUGGUUGGCGGUGAGCGAGUCAACGACAAAGAGCUUCAGGAACGUCGAUUGCGCAAGAAAAAAGCAGCCGAGAGACGGUUGAACGCAUUAGCGAGGGCGCUAGCCACUGUCGAGACCGAAGACGGACCGAACUUGGUGUUGGGCGUGUACGACGAUAUACAGGAAGAGCUGAGGGCCAAGAACGAGGCGUUGAAGAAGUAUAGACAAAAACUGAAAGCGUCGGACAGAGAGGUGGCGGAUAUCCAGAGCGAAUUUGAAAACGAGCGGACGGAUUAUUUAGAAACAAUUAGAAAACAAGAGCGACAGAUCAAACUGCAGAGUCAAAUCUUAGAAAAAAUCGUGCCAACGCUAUCGAAAGAAUGCAAUUAUAGCAACUUGGAGAGGUUGAAAGAAGAUGCGGAAUGGGAGGACGACACGCAAAGUUGGAUACUGCCGGAGCUGACGAGGAUAAAACUACCUCCGGCUUCGGCUAUUAUUUCGGGAUUUGGACGGGUAGGUGCGUCGUCUUCGGGCUGCAGGCAGUCCAUUAACUCGCUGACCGCUCCGGCUAGAUUAGAAAACUCUGAAAAUUCGUUGGCGAUUUAUACGUUCCAUCCGCUACAGAAGUAUCAGAAAUCGACAGAAGACGAUUUUGCCGGCAAUUACUUUAAACCAAAACGAGCUACUGAGUUGCUGAUACAAUCCCACGGAGAGUCUGGUCGACCGUUUCAUAAAUGGAAAGGACACAGACGAAUAUCACCAGAAAAUAUAGUUAAAAAGCCGACGAAAUUAGAAUCUCUCCUUCCGGUUAUUGGUGACCGAAAAUUACAAAAGAAUACCUUGGACAGAAUUUAAAAAAAUAUGUUCCUACAUUUAAUAAUAU